Messenger RNA from Amoebophrya sp. A25, 3108 nucleotides. The record is from the annotation of a GenBank genome assembly. NCBI's taxonomy places the organism in Eukaryota, Dinophyceae, Syndiniales, Amoebophryaceae.
CAGUGACGCACGCCAAGAAUGAGGUGCGGACGAGGUCCCUCCGCUGAUACUGCGAGGGAAAAUACAACAGUGACAAGAAAAAUGGCCAUAAUGACCUGAGUAGAAAGAAACAGUGCUUGCAAAGACCAAGGAGCGCCGCGAUGGAGGAGGCGUUCAAGACCGUCCUGUCGGAGGCGAAAAGGUGGAUGAGUCUUUGGAAGAAGAAACUCCGAAUAGGCGCAAGAAUGUCGUCAAAAACCAGAAGUGCUCCAUCACAACGACCGCAACUUGCGUUGUACCAGACUGUUUCCGGCGCAUUCUACUUUCUACAACAUGCACUAGUACUCCUAGCUUCUGUGCAGCAAGUCUCCGGGAAUGACCCCAAUUGUUGGAUGGGCCAUCGACGAUUGAGCUACAACUUCUGCUGCCUACAAGGUGGCCCAAAUGGCAACCGCGCUUGUUGGGAUGGGUUGUUUAACUACAACCGCUGUUGCAACACCUUCAUGGAGGAUAUGUUAUGGUCAGCUUUUUUUCUAUCUUUCUCGGCAUCUUUGUCCCCUUUUGCCUUGUACUCUCAUGAAAUGCGAGGUAAAAGGGACCCCAAGAUGAGGGGGACCAAGAUGGAUUAAAGCUGAGGCUAAAUAUGGACGACCUCCCCGCCACUCCGCAUGAACUAUCAGAGCGCCAACGACUGAAACUACUCAACAUCACUCGUGGCGGGUACAAGAACUUGAGUCAACGCGACCGUGAUGCUUUGUCGGUGCAUCAUCAAAGGGAAGUAGGGGAGAAAAAGCUAGAGGAAGAACUCUCGUUGGCGUGUGCGAGUACGAUGUAUCAGCAGUUCAAAUUUGAAGCUAGCAACUACUACAACAGGAACCAAACGCAUUGGACAUUGUUAUUAAGGCUGUACCUAAUAAGUACAUCUUUGGACGUAUCCUUGACCUUGAAACGUGUGGAGGACGAGUAUCUAUCCUGAGGGAAUACUUACUCCCUCAUACUUUUCAAGGAUGCAGCACUUGAAAGAUAAAGUACGGAGGACAGCUCUAAUGUUACAGACGCAGACAUAUAUUAUGGGUAGUUUUCAGCACGUCGCCAAGGUCUGUGCUCCCGCUGCCAUACAAGCUCUCCUCCUCAAAAUGGAGCUCAUCCAUUUUCGCACGGACGGCAAGUUCGAAGAUGCCUACCGCGUCUAUACGGAACAGUUCAUGAAAGCAGUCGCAUUGGGUCGAAUUGAGCAAUCCCACUACAACAAUGGUUGGCCAUUGCGAGUCGGUUUAAAGCGUGUGAUGGAUUUGAGGUACACGCAACGCGUUUUGCCUGACGCUCUAGACGUGGUGGUUUGCUACUGCCAGGAGGAUUUGGACUGGCUGUCGGUGUUUUGGAAAUUACCCUUUAGUCCCGAAGACGAUCACUCGGACAUCGUGAAAAAUUUCGUGAAUUUGCGGAUUUUGCACAAGUGUCCACAAUAUGGCGAGGACCAGGAACGGGCAAGACUCGUCAACCGAUGGCAGGGCUAUUUCCGUGAAUUCACUGUCGACUUCAUCACUGACUACUUACGAGCAGACGACUGCAGCGCUUAUUUGGGGUAUAUUUUGCUCUACUACGACCGUUUGCCGAAGCACACAAUAUUUCUGCAUGCGGAUGUUGGGGAACACAUUCCUCAUUUGAACAUGGUCACGGAUCUAAUGCUUGCUGCAAGUCAAGGCUUCACGAACAACCUGCAUUUCGCGCAUUUGGCACACAACUACGUGAAAUUAGGCGAAGGGGCGCAAGAGAUGAAGAAGCAAUGCCAAGAGAAACAAGCGCAGGAGGUGGAACACCAGUUGGCGCCAAGUGGUGGGGUGUCGACGAAAAGUGCAGCUGCGAGCUCAACUAGAACUAUUGCCUCUGGAGGAUCAUUUCCUGAUGAUGAAUCAGCAUUCUUUGAGGGAUCAUACAUGGCAGGCACACCUUCGUCACAGGUGGGUUCUGGAGGCAAAACCGCUGUAGCGCCACGUAGGAUCAGACCAAGGAGGUUUCAAAGGCGGAGGUCUGUUGAGAUGCAUGAAAAACCCAUGACUCAGAGAAACGCGAAGAGGAGCAAGAGAAAAGCCACUGCCAGUCCAUCAGUACUCAGGGGCGUAGAUAGUAGCCGGAUUCCACGAGUGUAUCCACCAGCAGAAAGACAGACCUCUUCUAGCGGAAAUAUCGAGUCUUCGAGCUCGAGAAGGAAAAAGGAGAAGAAGGAGUAUCUCUCGAGCUCUGAACUCGGUUCGCAGAAGAUUCAAGAGAUGAGUAUAUUCAGCAGGUUUUGUCGCAAAGAAACCGGUCCGAAUAGCGACGUGAUUUUAUGGACAAGAAAUUUGUUGCUUGUCUUUGUUUUUGACUCUACUAGAACUAGUGUAUGGUCGUGUCUACGUUGGAGUUCAUGACAGGACUACUGAGUCCACCCACUACGUACUAGUGUAUGGUGUCUACGUUGGUUCAUCAGAGGACUGAGUGGAGUUACAAUACUUUCUGUCUAAUCUGGGCUGACGACUACGAAUGGCCUCGCUUGUGGAAAAACGUUUUCCAAAGCUCCGUCGCACCUUCACCAGUCAACAAUGAAGUGAAUGCGUAUUGCUGUGUGCAAUUCGUAGUUUCGCGAGACCGCAUCAAACUACGCCCGAAAAGCUUCUACGAGCACGCUUUUGAGCAUUUGCGUUCGGAGGAUUCCUACUUAGACCUGUUCCCUAGCAAAAGGUAUGUCCGCAACAUCGACGUCCGUGGACGAACCCCCUGUCAGUUACAUAUGUAUUUUUGGCACGCUUAUUUCGGAGUCGAGUUGAGCAUGGAAAGGAGGCAAUACGACCCACAGGUGCCGUAUUUUUUGAAGGCGACUAAUCUCGAGCGCGAGAUCUAUGAUGAAUCGAUAGAAGCUGGACUAGGCCAAAUGGACGGCGUAUUGAUGAACAUGAUGCACAUGGCGAGUGCCUCGAAUCCUACAGCAGAAAAGAGGAUAUAUUGGGAAUCGCAAGUGCACAAUUGGUAGGAGGCGAAGACAGUCUUGCAGCUCGAGCUUCAAAUAUUGAUAACUGCAAUUGCGCCACGGCAGAUGUACUGGAUAGAGUUUGUCCUUCUUGGCAUUCAGUUUGGUUGUAUGCCGAAAAU